Molecule: messenger RNA, 1919 nt
Organism: Crotalus tigris (Tiger rattlesnake)
Lineage: Eukaryota; Metazoa; Chordata; Lepidosauria; Squamata; Viperidae
Gene: ERAL1
Product: Era like 12S mitochondrial rRNA chaperone 1
Exons: 10
Coding region: 78-1463 (461 amino acids)
Biological process (GO): ribosomal small subunit assembly
Cellular component (GO): mitochondrial matrix
Molecular function (GO): GTP binding; rRNA binding; ribosomal small subunit binding
Source: RefSeq, a predicted model, not a curated record
CACAAGGCCUUUCGCGAGGCGAGGGCCAAGAUGGCGGCGGGCGCGAGCGAGCGCGCUUCGUGAGGCGCCGGGUCACCAUGACGACGGCGGCGGCGGCGGCGGUGUCCCUGGGCCUGCGGGUCUUGGGCCUGGCCGCGCGUCGGGUCCGGCUCCUCUCGGGCGCCUCCCCUGCCCUGGAGCAGGCCUCGGCCCGCGCUCUGAGCCUGCGGAACUCGCGGCCACGCGGUGGAAAGAGGGAGGAGGAGGAGGGAGGCCGGACCUGCAGCCGCCCUGACCCUCCGCAGCCCCUCUGGGCCGGGCCGGGCCGCCCGCAGAGCCUCGGGGACUCCGCGCUGGAUCACCUGGCCGGGAUCGCCUCGGGAGAAGCGGAGCCGUCGCUGGGGGGGCCGGCCGCCCCUCCCGCCCCCGCCUUUCCGGGGGAGCAUGAGUCCUUGCUGUCCCACCGCCCUGAUCAGCCGAGGAACCCCAAAGUCUUGAGAGUGGCCGUUAUCGGGGCCCCUAACGCUGGCAAGUCCACCCUGUCGAACCAGCUGCUGGGACGGAAGGUCCUGCCGGUCUCCAGCAAGGUGCACACAACGCGGUGCAACGCUCAGGGCGUCAUCACAGCCGCGGACACGCAGCUGAUUAUCCUGGAUACCCCUGGCCUCACCACCGCUGCCAAAGGCAAAAGACACAACCUGGAAAAAUCCAUGCUGUCUGACCCGUUCGACAGCUUGAACGAUGCAGAUUUAGUGCUGGUCCUCGUGGAUGUCUCGGACCGCCACACCCGGCACCAGCUCCACCCACAGGUGCUACGCUGCCUGAAGCAGUUUCCGCAGGUGCCCAGCCUCCUUGUCCUGAACAAGGUGGAUCUGGUGAAGCAGAAGGGCGUUCUCUUGGAGCUGGUGGUCGAGCUCACCGAAGGCGCCUUUGGAGGGAAGAAGCUGGGAACCAGGUCUCUGUACCGGCCCCCCAAGAGGGCCCAGAGCCCCCCCGCAGAGGCCCUGGAGAAGGUCCCAGGCAUGGAGAGCGGCACCCCGGAGAGCCCCAAGGGCCAGAAAGGCUGGCCGGGCUUCCGGGAGAUCUUCAUGCUGGCUGCGUUGCAAGAGGAGGAGGUGGACACGCUGAAGAAGUACCUCCUCAAGCAAGCCCAGCCCGGUCCCUGGGAGUACCACAGUGAGGUCCUGACCAGCCAGUCUCCGCAAGAGAUCUGCGCGAACCUCAUCCGGGCCAGACUCCUGGAACACCUGCCCCACGAAGUGCCCUACCUCGUGACCCAGGAAACAGCCCUAUGGGAAGAGGGUCCCGGCGGGGAGCUCCAGAUUGUGCAGCAUUUGCUGGUCCCGAAGGAGAGAUACCUGAAGAUGCUGAUUGGCCACCAGGGCCAGGUGAUCGGCCGGAUCGCCACCGAGGCCGGCUACGACUUGAUGGACGCCUUCCUGUGUGAAGUCCAGCUGAAGCUCUCCGUCCAGCUGAAAGAGUGAGCCCGGGUCCCUUCGGACGCUGCUCUGGUCUGGCCAGAGCCCUCCCUCCCCCCCUCUCGUGCCAGAGGGGGGGGCAGACGCUUGGAGGCAGACAUGCAGCCCCCUCCUUCCCAUCUCAGCCCCCCCCAGAGGGUUUCCCGGACGAGGGGCAGCCGGAAUGCCUUCCCUCCCUGCGGAUGGGGCCACUUGUGAGUCACGUUUUCACUUGGCAUAGGAAUCUCUCCCGCCCCCCCCUCCCGACGGCUCUUCAUGGACGGCAGACACGUGACGGCGCGCUCACUGUGUACCAGUAAGGGGUCUGGGUGCCAUUUCCACCCAGGAGAAGCCACGGCUGGGGGGUCCCGGGGCUGCCACUGGGCUGGCCCCCCUUGCUUGCCCCGUGGGUGAAGAACGUUCAGAUUUGGCUCAUCGGACGGGCCUCUCAUGGCAAUAAAACGAGGCUCCUGGUCAGAGAAA